ACCCCUUCCCACUUUUUAUAUAGUAGACCGCUAUCAAAUGAAGACCCAGAGAAUGUAGAAAUAAACAUCAUAAAUAAUAUGGCAUGAACCACCGCUCCAUCCGCUGUUCGAAACAUAGACUGGGAUUCGCCAGGAGGGCCGCUGUUUUGUCCGUUUCCAAAUUGGGCGGAGGAUCACCGAACUCUAUAGUAGCAGUCAAGUAUAUAAAACCCUCAUCAUCGGUUUCAGGUUUUCCCUUCACUCUCAUUAUGUCUCUCAACAAAGUCUUCAAGCUCAACACCGGCGCCUCUAUCCCUGCCAUCGGUUUGGGAACUUGGCAAUCCAAGCCCGAAGAAGUCUACAACGCUGUCAAGACUGCUAUCAACGCUGGCUACCGUCAUAUUGAUACUGCCUAUGCUUAUGGCAACGAAGAUGCCGUUGGCAGAGGUAUCAAGGACGGUUUGAAGGAGGCUGGUCUCAAGCGUGAGGAUGUCUUCGUCACCACCAAGUUGUGGUCCACCUUCCAUCGUCCCGCCGAUGUCCAGAAGGGUAUUGAUGAAUCCUUGGCCAGCCUUGGUUUGGACUACCUCGAUCUUUAUCUCAUGCACUGGCCCGUUGCCUUGACCCCAGGAAAGGGCAGUCUCUUCCCUCGCCACGAGGAUGGUACCCGCGAUCUCGAUGCUGAGAUCAACGGUGACUUCACCAUCACCUACGGCGCCAUGGAAAAGCUCCUUGAGUCCGGCAAGACCAAGGCCAUUGGUGUUUCCAACUUCUCCACUCACAACUUGGACGUCUUGCUUAAGUCUGCCAAGGUCGUUCCCGCCGUUAACCAAGUAGAACUUCAUCCCUACCUUCCCCAAACCAAGCUCCUCGAGUACUGCACUGCCAAGGGUAUCCAUCUUACUGCUUACUCUCCUCUUGGAUCCACUGACUCUCCCCUUCAAAAGGAGCCUGUUCUUAUUGAGAUUGCCGAGAAAAACAACAAGUCGGUGGCUCAGACUUUGAUUUCAUGGGCCGUUCAACGCGGUACUAGCGUUUUGCCCAAGAGUGUCACCCCCAGCCGCAUUGAGGCCAACUUCCAGGAUUACAAGCUCUCUGAUGAAGACUUUGCCAAAAUCAACGAGAUCUCAUCCAAGCACAGCCAGCGUCUUGUUUCGCCCGAUUGGGGUGUCACUGUCUUCCACGACGACCAAUAAGUAGAUGGAAAUUGUUACAUAUUAAAAAAAGAGAUCCAAGAUUUUACAGUAUAAAUAAACCCCCCAAUUCACACAUCCAUAAACCCGCC
Messenger RNA from Umbelopsis ramanniana AG, 1264 nucleotides. RefSeq lists its product as uncharacterized. Gene Ontology annotation, molecular function: aldose reductase (NADPH) activity. The transcript is spliced from 6 exons. NCBI's taxonomy places the organism in Eukaryota, Fungi, Mucoromycota, Umbelopsidomycetes, Umbelopsidales, Umbelopsidaceae. The record is from RefSeq and is a predicted model, not a curated record. Gene Ontology annotation, cellular component: cytosol. The coding region runs from base 84 to 1175 and encodes 363 amino acids.